This is a messenger RNA of Eruca vesicaria subsp. sativa (arugula), 2238 nucleotides long. The record is from the annotation of a GenBank genome assembly. Lineage: Eukaryota; Viridiplantae; Streptophyta; Magnoliopsida; Brassicales; Brassicaceae.
GGUCACCAUCGGUGUGCUAGUGAAAAAGCAGCUCAUAUGAAAGUUCUGAGUAUAUGACAAUCCUAAUACUGAGGACUUUGUAUAUAUGUGAGAGGAGCUUUUUGGGGUACAAUGAAAGACCAUCAAGAAACUUCCACAAAGAAGAAGUUCCAAAACAUGACACAAGUUUUAUAUCCAGAAGACUCCAUCAUGAAAAGCGAAAUUCCAAAAAACAGCCAAGCAAAUUCUACUGGAUUAAUGUUGGAAGUAAACCAUGGAUCCAGUAUGAGCUAGGAAGUUCCGAUUCAUCUAAAAACGGAGAACACUGGAUCAAAACAGACGAGGACACGCAAUUACUUGAUAUAUUAUUUCAAAGACUUCGUGUUGGAGCCGUAGAAAAAAGGGAUCAGACGAAAAAAAACGCAAACCAAGAAGUGUGAGUGUAUUAUGUCACUUCACGCAUGUGUGACGACAAAAGUAGUACGUGUUUCAGAACCUAAAGGAACAUAUACAUGUAUACCACUACCAUUAAUAAAUUAAGACAUAUCACCACGAUGUCCUUUAGUUUGUCCAUGCAAUGAGCAACUUGAUUUAACACUGGAGGAUGUGCUGGAUAAACGUAGGAGUUUUGAGUUGUUGAUUAAAUGGGGAGGAACGUCCUCAGUGGAAAAUUCUUGGAUGUCUUAUCAAGAUUUCGUCUUGCAGUUUCCAGAUUACAAGCUUGAAGGCAAUCUUAAUUUUGUUUAGGGAAAGCAUUGAUAGAUUCAAGAAUGUGUACUAUCACCAAAAGAAGAAAGAAGGGAAGAAAGAAGAAACAGAGUCAAGAUGAUUUAAGUUAUCCUUUCAUGUGCAUGUCAUCAUGAAGAUUAAGGCCGUGUCUAGAGUAAUAGGUGGACUAGUUGAGUUGCACUAAGCUUGGAACAUAAUAGCAAGCACGUGAAAAACAAAAUGGGUAUGCAGAUUCUUUAACAACUUGUUGUUUCAAGGAAGAUGAUGAUCCAUCUCCUCCUCCAAAGAAGAAGUAAGCUAUUUCACGAGUGGGAGUAGCCAUAUGGUCGUCUUUAUCAAAAACCACGGCGACUUUCUUCUCCUGGUGAAUGAAGAAACACGCAGAUUGCUCAAACUGCCAAUAGCGGUUAAUGAGUUGUUCGAUAUUUGCCGAUAAGAAAACCUUGCUGUUCCAGGACAGGGCGUUGGGCUGCUCAAUCGUAUUGGAAAUCCAGAUCUCCAUCUCCAAUGUAUCCGAGGCCUGGAAUAAAACCACAAGCUGCGGAGUACAUUCUCCACCAACACUAGUAGAUGUUGAUGAUAGAAUAAAAGUAUCUUGACGAAAAGCCUCAAAGGGGAGAGGCAAAGGCGGGGAGAAUGUCUCUGUUGUGAAAUCAAAACAGACUAAGAAACUAGUGGCAUUAAAAUUCCUAGCUUCUGAUGCAAACCAGUAGGUAUUUCCCUUUAAAGAUACGCCGCGUUCACAAAAUUCUAUUCUCCAGUUAAUGUUCUCUCGAGGAAGGAGAUCAAGAAUUCUCCAUGAACCAGAGUUGAAGUCGUAGAUUUUGAACUCAACGAAUUUUGGGGGAUGAUCAAUAAAUCUCAGGAUUUUGUGGGAACUAGUGCUACUAUCGUAUCCGAGACCAUACGUAUACCUGUCCAACCGACCAGAGAGACGCGUGUCCAGUAAGUGGUGAUUAUGUGUGUGCUCGAUCCACCUGGGUUGCCGCCCCCAAUAGGGAUUCCAAACCAAAAGCCUAUAGUGGUCUUCUUUUGGAAUGCAUAAGAAUAAACCGUCGCAAUGAAAGAUUUCACGCACAUCGAUUUGAUCUAGCCCAAUAAGUUUAGCUUCAGGAUUUACAACAGCAACGUCUUCGUCUAGAUUCAAUCUCAUCAACUCAACCCUAUGAUUCAUCAUCACAACCACAAGAGGGUGGUCCUUGUUUGCUUCUUCUGCUGCUAGAUGAGCAAGGUGCUUCUUUGCAAAUAAGCGAUCACAUCUCGACAACAUCUUCCACCUUUUGCAAGUAGAUCGGACAACUCCCAGAGAUGUCAACGGAAUUCGACACAGCACCUCUUCCUCGGCAUCCCUUGGAAGAUCAGACAUGUUCUUCGUCUUCUUCAUAAAAUCUUUUUAUUUAACCCUAAAAAAACUUGUCACCGUAUAUUCCUUCCUUCUCGUUAGGUCAAUGGAAAAACAAAAAGCAACUUACUUCUUGUCCUCGUUCUCUCUUGAGAUGGAAGAAUCCAGAUUGAAUCAGGAGAAAGGGG